Musa acuminata subsp. malaccensis (wild Malaysian banana) is the source of this 1029-nucleotide messenger RNA. RefSeq lists its product as uncharacterized. Lineage: Eukaryota; Viridiplantae; Streptophyta; Magnoliopsida; Zingiberales; Musaceae. The record is from RefSeq and is a predicted model, not a curated record.
AAUUAGUAGGCGAAGAAGGGGAACACUGCGUUCACAUUCCGUGCCUCCUCUAAUACCAAUAACACCUCUCUCUCUUUCUCUCUCUCUGCUGCAUUUACUUGGCCGCGGCUUCUUCUUCUUCUUCUUCUGUUAUGGGGAACCUGCUCUCCUGCCAAGCUGCCGAUGGCUUUGACGGCAAGGUCGUGCUCUCCGACGGCACGGUCCACGAGUUCGACCACCCAACGCUGGUGGCGGAGCUCAUGCUGGAGCACCCCCACCAGUUCGUGGUCGACGUGCGGUCGCUGUCCGCGGGCAACUCCAAGGCAGCGCCGCUUCCCGCCGACUACAUGCUGGAGCCCGACAAGGUCUACGUGAUGCUCCCCGUGGCCAGAGGGAAGGCCGCCCGCUUGUCAGCCGACGAGGCCCGCCGGGUCUUGGCAUUGGCGAGCCGGUUGAGACUGAAACAGCGGUCAGCGUCGGCGGCGCCGUUCCUGAGGGUGCUCGGAGCGCGCACGGAGGCACCGGCGGAGGAGAAAGGCAAGAAGGCGGCGGUGGAGAUGAAGCAGGAGGAAGAUUCAAGGGGGGAGGAUGUGGGGGCGAAGAUGGAAGGGGUGGAGGGAUGGCCGUCCUCGGAGCGGCCGGAGUUCUUGAGGCAGUUCUCGAGCAAAAGGUGGGCGCCAACUCUGGGCACCAUAGUGGAGAAGAGCAUGGAGAAGAAGGUGCCUCACUGGUUGCUCUAAGAUACAUCGAUUGAUUGAUAAGAGUUGAUGGUUGCCAACACUGACGUGUCUAUCAUGCAAAGUCUGAUAGAGUUGCGUUGUAUUGAGAUGGGAAAGUGAGGUCAGAUUAGAGAAGACCCAAAUCCGAACCGACUCGACCUGUGACAAACAAACACAACUAUUUAGUGUCCGGGCCGAUCGAUCUAUAAAUGAACUCUAUUAUUAUGUGACCAACUUUAUACUUCAACGGAUAAUUCUUCGCAACUUAGGGCAGAUAUCACACCCACCUGGGUCCUUUCUCAAUUCACAUCAAGACAUGUCUAGGUUCAAA